AUGUUGAGAAAGUUUGGGAUUAAAAAAUCGGAAAAUAAAGAAAGUGAAGCGAGGCUAAGAUUGCAAAGGGAACUUUUCAAGUACCAAAAGUGCACAGAGUAUGGCCUACCACACAAGUCUAAUGCCCUGGAUUAUAACCCAUCCCUUGAUAUGUUUGCUAUUGGCACUAAAGAUGGCUAUAUCAGAAUUUAUGGAGGCCCUGGUGUUCAGUUCUGUGCAGAGCAUAAAGAUGAUGUUUCAAUACAGGCAGGUAUGUUUGUAUGUGGAAACCUGAUAACAUACUGCAAUGAUAAAAAACUAUAUCUAUGGGAGUUGGCAUCAACGAGCAACAACGCAACUACAACCACCACCGCAACAACAACAUCAUCAUCAAAAAAAUCAUCAUCGCCAUCAUCACAAAUACAGCAGCCAUCUUCAUUCUGCUUAUCCAAAGAUCAUGAUUUUUUGUACAUUGGAUCAGAAAAUGGUCACAUCUAUUCGGUGUCUUUGGUGAACUUCAAACUGUCAGAUCAGAUUAUAUACAGGGAGAAUUUAAUGCAGAGCAUUCCAGAUGAGGUGAGGAGGUUGAACCAGGGAUGUGUUCAGAGCAUUCUCCAACAUCCAUGCCAUCAUCAUCAGAUUCUUAUGGGCUUUAACAGAGGUUUAAUGCUGCUAUAUGAUACGGCCCAUAAGAAAUGCCUUGAAUAUUUUCACUCUAAUCAGCAAAUAGAAUCCUUGGCCUACCAUAGAUCUGGCGAGGAGUUCGUCUGCAGUCAUUCCGACGGUUCCUACGCUGUCUGGCGGACGAACCUCCAUAAUAAUAAUAAUAAUAAUAAUAAUAAUAAUAAUAAUAAUAGGCCUUCGCCGUGCAAAGCAAUAACCAAAAUAUUAUGGAAAGCCAUCCGUGAUAGGAAUGAUAGCUUGAUGAUAUACAGUGGAGGUAUGCCGCGAAGUAGUUACGGUGACCACAACGUCGUUACUGUCUCGCGCUGCAACGCGGCAACCACAUCAACCGCAGCGGCAACUGCAACCGCAACAACGACAAAUAACGUCUGCUGCUGUUUCGAUUUCGCGUCCAAGAUCAUGGAUUUUGUCGUCCUGGAUGGGAGUAAUGAUGACAGUGAUGACGAUAAUGAUGACAGACCAUUUUGCCUGUUGGUACUUACCGAAGAGGAAUUAGUAGCUAUAGACCUGACAACAGAUCCAUGGCUCCCUUACAAACUCCCCUAUCUUUCCACCCUGCACUCCAGUGCCAUUACUUGCUCACUCCACAUUGAUGACGUUGAUGAUGGAUUUUAUGGUGAACUCAAGAGAAUUGGUGACAAACAGUGUGGGAAUAAAUAUAGUAGAAAUCCAUGGCCAAUCAGAGGAGGAACUGACUACAAUGCUGACCUUAAAGUGGGUCACGACAUCUUAAUAACUGGACAUGAAGACGGAACCGUUAUGUUCUGGGACGUGUCGUCCAUUGACAUCAGCCUAAUCAUUAAAUAUGAUUCCACCAUCAUUUUCGAAUCAUCGUCAUCAUUACUGCCUGCUCACGAUGAUGAUGAUGAUGAUGGUGGUGAUGAUGAUGAUGCCUGGCCCCCUUUCAAGAAGGUUGGGACAUACGACCCAUACAGCGAUGAUCCGCGACUUGCAGUUCGAAAAUUGGACUUCAGCAAACAGCAUCAAACGUUAGUCGUAGCUGGAACAGCUGGUCAGCUGAUUGUCUCCAAGUUCGAAACUACCCCCAAAGGACUAGUCGAAUGCGAGGUAGAUCUAAAACCCGUCCGACUCAAUUUACUGGACCGCCAUUUUGUCUGGAAAGGUCACGAGACCAUGAUCUUGAGAAAAGGUCAGUUGAAGUUAGCAGCCGGAUUUCAGCCCAGCUGCUUGGUGCAGGUGCACCCACCGGCUGCUUGCACAGCUGUCUGCUUGCAAUCUGAUUGGCAGCUAGUAGCAGUUGGCACAGCUCACGGUUUCGGAUUGGUUGAUUAUCAGCAGAGGAAGUUUGUUGAUCUGAGGUGCACCUUGAAUCCUAACGAUAUUUCCGGGUCAUGUGACCAGGGCAUGUCGAGGCGGAAGUCAUUCAAAAAGUCCCUAAGGGAAUCAUUUCGUCGUCUGAGGAGUCGUAGAUCGGAGAGGCACAAGAAAUCCAUAACGAACAUCAACGCUAACAUAUCUUCCCCACCAAAGAACCAACAACAACAGCAGCCGACCAUCACUAACAACAGUUCCGGGUUGAUCGACCUCGACGUACCAAAACCCGUGGAGAGGGCCGUCGAAGCCAGGUCCCCAGAUGACGUCAGUGGGUCCAUCGUCAAAGUUCUAUAUUUUGCCGACACAUUCCUAAUCAGUGGUCAUUCGCAUAGCCCCUCCCUCUGGGCGGGCACAAACGCAGGCACCGUCUACAUCUACCAGAUCACAAUCCCUGAUGAUGACAAGAGGAAGGAUGAUGAAGUUCAGAGUUUGUUAGCAAAAGAGAUUCACCUCCGGCACCACGCUCCCGUGGUAAGCAUAAACGUCAUCGACAAGAAUGGACAACCUGCCGACCAAUCAAAUUUUAAGAUUUCAAAAGUGCCUGACCAGCUGACCAAUCAAACGCAUUCUGUCGUCAUCUGCUCUGAAGAACAGAUUAAAAUAUUUACCCUACCAAGUUUAUCAGCUAAGGAGAAGUUUAAGUUGACCGCUCAUGAAGGUUCUAAGAUAAGGAGGACUGCCUUCGUCAAUUACAUCAGUAAAUCCGAUCCUAAAUACUCUGAAUACUGCCUUACUUGCUUGACAAACCUGGGCGAGGCGCAUAUUUUCACGUAUCCAUUGUUGAGGAGGCAGCUGAAAGUUGAAUGCAUCAGGAAGGAUAACAUCGUUGGGAUAGUAUCAUGCAUAUUCAGCGAGCACGGACACGCAUUCUACAUGGAAUCGCCUUCAGAAUUUUCCAGGUUCACACUUUCGACAACGGCAUCCAAGGCCUUACCCAACUGCGGAUUAACCGUGUCAAGUCACCGGCCAAUAGGCGUUAAUCGGGUCAACAACAAUAACAACAAUAAUAACAUUAAUAAUAGUAGUAAUAACGCUGAUAAACAUCCUACUACUACUACUAACAAUAAUAAUGAUAAUAAUAAUAAUAACAACGAUAGGAGUGAUAAUGUGAUAAACAUUAUGAAUGUUGCUAGUAGUAUUGACGAUGUCGUUAGACGUAAUGAUGAUGAUGAUGAUGGUGGUGGUGUUGGUGAUGGUGGUAAUGAUAAUGAUGGUGGCAGAGAAGGAGGCGACGAUGGUAAUGUAGUCGCGGCAAAAAGCAGUGGAGAUGCUGAUGGUGGCGAGAGAGAAAGGGCAGCUAUGAUGAUGAUGAUGAAGUAUAAGGCCUCGUCUAUGUAG
This is a messenger RNA of Helobdella robusta, 3336 nucleotides long. RefSeq lists its product as hypothetical. Lineage: Eukaryota; Metazoa; Annelida; Clitellata; Rhynchobdellida; Glossiphoniidae. Gene Ontology annotation, biological process: establishment of spindle orientation; regulation of establishment or maintenance of cell polarity; cortical actin cytoskeleton organization. Gene Ontology annotation, cellular component: cytoplasm; plasma membrane; cortical actin cytoskeleton. The record is from RefSeq and is a predicted model, not a curated record. Gene Ontology annotation, molecular function: GTPase activator activity; syntaxin binding; myosin II binding. The transcript has 22 exons. Bases 1 to 3336 code for a protein of 1111 amino acids.